Molecule: messenger RNA, 723 nt
Organism: Trichoderma breve
Lineage: Eukaryota; Fungi; Ascomycota; Sordariomycetes; Hypocreales; Hypocreaceae
Exons: 2
Coding region: 1-723 (240 amino acids)
Source: RefSeq, a predicted model, not a curated record
AUGCCUAGAGCCAAGCAGGAACCCGACAGCUCAGCAAAGUCCAGUGCUGCAGCCAUCCGCAUCCGAGAAAACCAGCGUCGGUCGCGGGCUCGCCGGAAGGAAUACGUCGAGGGCAUGCAGAGGAAGCUGCAGGACUUUGAGACGAAGGGCGUGGCUGCAACGCUCGAGAUGCAGCAGGCGGCUCGUGAGGUGGCCAUUGAGAACUCGCGGCUAAGACUGCUGCUCGCCCACAACGGUGUCACUGUCGACGCCGUGGAGAACUUUUUGUUGUCCUUCAAGGGCCAGGACGCCAAUGAGGCCGAGCACUACGCUGCCAAGAUUGCUACUGCUGAGUCUAUUGCUGCCCUGGGACGCUCGUCGACCGUGGCGACGCUUUUCCCAGAGCAUGCUCAUGUCGACAAGCUGGCUGUUCUGGCCAGUGCCAGCAUGCAGCAGAGCGCCUCUGGCCACGACUCUGACGGCACAAUCACCUCGGACGACUCUACUGGCCCAGUGACACCAAGCUCAAGUAACCUCAACGCACCCUCACCUAGAGAUGUCGACUUUGAUGCUGCGCCGCAGACAAUGUCUUGUGACGCUGCUGCCCACAUCAUUGCCCAGAUGCAAGGUUGUGGGUUUCGAGAACCUUCCAAGGGAACCCUAGAGAACAACGGCCAGAACGAUUACCUUAUCCAAAACUCUGCGUUUCUAAAAAUUCUCGAGGCUGCGUCCAUCUUCAACUAG